This is a messenger RNA of Trifolium pratense (red clover), 2653 nucleotides long. RefSeq names its product L-type lectin-domain containing receptor kinase S.4-like. The record is from RefSeq and is a predicted model, not a curated record. The transcript has a single exon. The coding region runs from base 494 to 2521 and encodes 675 amino acids. Gene Ontology annotation, molecular function: protein kinase activity; carbohydrate binding; ATP binding. Gene Ontology annotation, biological process: protein phosphorylation. Gene Ontology annotation, cellular component: plasma membrane. Lineage: Eukaryota; Viridiplantae; Streptophyta; Magnoliopsida; Fabales; Fabaceae.
UCCCUACCAAGUUCAGCGCCAAUCACCGCUGAACCACUUUGAUGUACAUUUGAGCUGACAUAAAUUCUGUGAUCAUGACUCAUGAGAAUAUUGACACCAUUACAACUGACACUGAGAAAAUUAAUUGCAAAAGGAGAAGUAUAAUAAGCAGAAGCCAACUGCCCAAGUCAGUCAAUAGUGGCCAAUAUGACUUAGUCAUGUUUCUGAUUUUUCCAAUUCUUCAUUGAUAUCUAUUCAUUGUAGGGACGUACAAAAUUUCUUUGCAUAUAAACUUCACAAUUGGAAGAGUAGAGUUAUGAAACCUAUCAUAUACUCAUUUUACAUUUUUUCAGUAAUCCUCUUCCAAUAAGCUCUCAAGGAGAGUUUUCCGCCCAUUUGGAACCCGCAAGGUUCGAGGGAUUAGUGUCUGAAGUUGCGCGCAGAGGAUACCAGGUUUACGCCAAAAAAAAUAAACUCAACAAUAUCAUAUAUUUACUGAUUUGUCUUGUUCAUCAUGCAAACCUAUCUUCAAUUCUUGGCAUCAGUUUUGGUGUUCCUCUUUGUUCCAGUUUUAUCCCAACUUGACCAGCUCAUGUAUGCAGGAUUCAAGGAUGUUGGUCCCAACAAUCUAACCUUGGAUGGAACUGCAGUGAUAGAGAAAAAUGGAAUAAUAAGAUUAACAAAUGAAACAAACAGAAUAAUGAGUCACGCUUUUUACUCUUCACCUUUUCAGCUAAAGAACUCAACAACUGGUAAAGCUUUUUCCUUUUCUUCAUCUUUUGCUUUUGCUGUUGUUUCUGAGUUUCCUAAAUUUGGUGGUCAUGGCAUGGCUUUCACAAUAGCACCUUCUAAGCAUCUCAAAGGUUUACCUAUUCAGUAUCUUGGUCUUCUCAAUUCAAGUAGUGUUGGUAAUUUCUCUAACCAUCUUUUUGCUGUUGAGUUGGACACUGCCAAAGACUUAGAUUUUGGUGAUAUCAAUGAUAACCAUGUUGGAAUAGACAUCAAUACUUUGAAGUCAAAUGCAUCUGUUACUGCUGGUUAUUACACUACUGAUUCAACCAAACAAGAUAUUAAUAUCAAAAGUGGAAAACCAAUUCUUGUUUGGGUUGAUUAUGAUUCUUCAGUGAAUCUUGUUAGUGUUACACUUUCUCCAACUUCAAUUAAACCUAAAACACCAAUCUUGUCCUUACAUAUGGAUCUAUCACCUAUUCUUCUUGAUAAUAUGUAUGUUGGAUUCUCUGCAUCGACCGGUAUGCUUGCUAGCUCUCAUUACUUAUUGGGUUGGAGCUUUAAAAUCAACGGUCCAGCCCCACGUCUUGAUUUGUCUUCACUACCUCAACCUCCGCAACCAAAGAAGAAGCACAUGUCUUUGAUAUUCAUAACUGGUAUUUCACUUACAGCUUCUGUUAUUGUAUUGUGUUUUGUUGUAUUUGGUAUUUACCUUUUCAGAAAAAUCAAGAAUGCUGAUGUAAUAGAAGCAUGGGAGCUUCAAAUUGGACCACAUAGAUACUCUUAUCAAGAGCUCAAGAAAGCUACAAAAGGUUUCAAGGAGAAAGAGCUACUUGGACAGGGUGGUUUCGGAAGAGUUUAUAAAGGGACGUUGCCGAAAUCAAAGAUCCAAGUAGCUGUUAAGAGAGUUUCACAUGAAUCAAAACAAGGGCUGAGAGAAUUUGUGUCUGAAAUCUCAAGCUUAGGACGGCUUUGCCACCGGAAUUUGGUUCAGUUACUCGGUUGGUGUCGCCGCAGAGGCGACCUUUUACUUGUUUACGAUUUCAUGGCUAAUGGAAGCUUAGACAAGUACUUGUUUGAUGAUGCAGAAAUUGUGCUAAGUUGGGAGCAAAGGUUUAAAAUAAUAAAGGAUGUUGCUUCAGGUCUUUCAUUUCUGCAUGAAGGCUAUGAACAAGUGGUAAUACACAGAGAUGUUAAGGCUAGUAAUGUCUUGUUGGAUUUUGAACUCAAUGGAAAAUUAGGUGAUUUUGGUUUAGCAAGGUUGUAUGAACAUGGUGCUAAUCCCGGCACAACGAGAGUGGUGGGAACAUUAGGCUAUUUGGCGCCGGAGUUGCCUAGAACAGGAAAGGCAUCUACGAGCUCCGACGUUUUUGCAUUUGGUGCACUUCUGCUCGAGGUUGCUUGCGGAAGAAGGCCUAUUGAGCCAAAGGCCUUAGAACAAGAGUUGGUGUUGGUUGAAUGGGUGUGGGAAAAGUAUAAACAAGGAAUGUUACUUGAAGUAGUGGAUCCUAAAUUAAAUGGUAGUUUUGAUGAAUGUGAGGUUAUAAUGGUGUUGAAAUUGGGGAUGAUUUGUUCAAAUGAUAUGCCAACUAUAAGGCCUAGCAUGAGACAAGUAGUAAUGAUUUUGGAUGGAGAAGUUGAGUUGCCAAAUGAAUUAAGAAAGCCAGGAAUUAUUGAUUCACAAGAGGGGUUUGAUGAAUUCUUGCAUUCUAUUGGAACUUCUUCAUUUGAUAAGACAAGUUCAAGCUCAUAUCUUGGAAAUAGAGAUGUGAAUACUAAUACUAGUUCUAUCUCUUUUGCUAAUUCACCUUAAUCACUUGUGGUAUUAUAAAAUACUUGUGAUUUGGUUACCAUAUUUAGUAUUUAGGUGAUCAAUAUAGAAUAAAAAUGUUUAGAAAUUUUUUUAAAAUAUUAUUAAAUUACAAGUAAAAUUAUUGAAGUGUAA